This is a messenger RNA of Myzus persicae (green peach aphid), 1396 nucleotides long. RefSeq names its product neo-calmodulin-like. Lineage: Eukaryota; Metazoa; Arthropoda; Insecta; Hemiptera; Aphididae. The record is from RefSeq and is a predicted model, not a curated record. The transcript is spliced from 8 exons. Bases 459 to 1235 code for a protein of 258 amino acids. Gene Ontology annotation, molecular function: enzyme regulator activity; calcium ion binding.
GUAUUAUAACGCUUCAGUUAUGAUGUACUUGGGCACGUAAAUUUAUGUCACACAAUAUUGUUCAGUUCUAUCAAACAUUCGAAAAUAUAUUAUAUACCUGCUGGUAUAGAUUUAGAGUUCGUUAGGUUUUGGAUACUGUUGUGUUGUCGUCUGUUUUAAAUAGUCAUUAUGAAAAACGUACACGUUUGUCGUCUUGAUUUGACGACACGACAUUUGGUGUGGAGAAACACAUGCGACACACUGCACAGGGAGAGAGAGAGAUAUUUCGAUGUAAAUAAUUAUUACUGCAGUAUAUUGUAUUCGAAAAUUGAAACAGAUUGGUCGUUGACGCAGUUCUCACGCGUUUCGGAGGCACGCGGAUGUAUACACGUUAUAUUGUAUAAAGAGCAUUUUGACUUACCCGUUUGGGCGAACAUUUCGUUUAACUGUACCAUACAUAUUAUCAUAGAAUAUCUAUCAUGGACGGUAAAAUAUCAUCGGUAUUCGAAAAAUACUUUUCGCCAUCACCGCUGGUGAACCAAAUAAGGAAUUUUGUCAAUCGGCAAAUAGACGAGCAAACACCACAAAACGUAAGCACACAACCAACUGCGGUUGCAAAACAUCACGGUAAUAAUGUAGUGAACGGCACCGCUCCGAAACCCACGAGCAACGAAAAACCAACGGAAAUCCAAAUACAUCCACAACCCGCUCAGCCUGCCGAUAGAAACUUAGUGCAUGUUACCAAAGCACAGAUGAAAGAAUUUCAAGAAGCGUUUAGGUUAUUCGAUAAAGACGGUGACGGCAGCAUCACUAAAGAGGAAUUGGGACGAGUUAUGCGGAGUCUUGGACAGUUCGCUAGAGAAGAAGAAUUGGAACAAAUGUUGCAAGAAGUCGACAUUGAUGGCGAUGGAGCGUUCAGUUUUCAAGAGUUUGUAGAAAUUGUGUACAAUAUGGGUGGUACAGCAGAAAAAACGGCAGACCAAGAGGAAAAAGAGCUCCGAGACGCGUUUAGGGUAUUUGACAAACAUAACAGAGGAUAUAUAAGUGCGUCGGACUUGAGAGCUGUCCUUCAAUGUUUGGGUGAAGAUUUGUCAGAAGAAGAAAUUGAGGAUAUGAUCAAGGAAGUAGACGUGGACGGAGAUGGAAGAAUCGAUUUUUACGAGUUUGUGAAUGCCCUUGGAGAACCAGGAGAUGAUUAUGAUGAAAAUGAUGAAGACGAAGAAGACAUUUACCCCCAAUUGGACAUUCAAACAUAGCUUUCAAACAGUCAAAUGUUUUAGUAUGAUAAUAACAAGUCCAGUUAAAAUUGAAUUAUCAAAAUUGAUAAUAAUAUUUUUUGUAAACUUAGGUUAAAAUGUUAAGAACUUACCCAUUUUGUAAUUUCUAUCAGGAAUAAACACACCAAUAUCUGUUUUUA